AAUGCAACAUUUGAGCGGCGAAAAAAUUUUUCUCAGUUCAUUCCGCAUUUAAGUCAGCAAAUAUCGCCUAGAUUUCUUUCUUUCGUUGUUGAGUCGUCGAACCGAGUAAUUCGGUUAAAGCAAAGUAAACAUGGUAAACGGACGUAUACCAUCCGUGUUCUCAAAAACAUAUGUAACUCCUCGUCGCCCCUAUGAGAAGGCACGUUUGGAUCAAGAAUUGAAAACUAUUGGUGAAUAUGGUCUUCGUAACAAGCGUGAAGUAUGGCGUGUAAAAUAUGCUUUGGCCAAAAUCCGUAAAGCUGCGCGUGAAUUGCUCACUUUAGAUGAGAAAGAUGAAAAGAGAUUGUUCCAAGGUAACGCUUUGUUGCGUCGUUUGGUACGUAUUGGUGUAUUGGAUGAAUCCCGUAUGAAGCUCGAUUACGUGUUGGGUUUGAAAAUUGAAGAUUUCUUAGAGCGUCGUCUUCAAACUCAAGUAUUCAAAUUGGGUUUGGCCAAGUCUAUCCAUCAUGCUCGCGUUUUGAUCCGUCAAAGACAUAUUCGUGUACGCAAGCAAGUGGUGAACAUUCCAUCAUUCGUUGUGCGAUUAGAUUCACAGAAACACAUUGAUUUCUCACUUAAAUCACCAUUCGGUGGUGGCCGUCCUGGCCGUGUAAAGAGGAAGAACAUGAAGAAGAACCAAGGCGGAGCCGGUGGAGCUGGUGAGGAAGAAGAAGACUAAACUACGCGGCUUUGUGAUCUGUAUUUUACAAACAGCAAACAAAUAUUUUUUGUUUAGUAAUAAAGUAAACGAUCGUCUUAUCUGAUAAAA
Molecule: messenger RNA, 808 nt
Organism: Teleopsis dalmanni
Lineage: Eukaryota; Metazoa; Arthropoda; Insecta; Diptera; Diopsidae
Gene: RpS9
Product: 40S ribosomal protein S9
Exons: 4
Coding region: 131-718 (195 amino acids)
Biological process (GO): translation; positive regulation of translational fidelity
Cellular component (GO): cytosolic small ribosomal subunit
Molecular function (GO): rRNA binding; structural constituent of ribosome
Source: RefSeq, a predicted model, not a curated record